AUGGGGACCCUCAGCUGCGACCCUGCUGCACAGCUGGCCACAGCAACCCUGGCCCAGAGGGUGGCUGAGGGCCACAUUCCGGAGACUGGCCUCAGGAAGUCCUGUAGGAUGGCCACCCUGGAGAACGGCUCUGGACCCGGCUUGUAUGUUCUUCCAUCUACUGUUGGCUACAUCAACCAUGAUUGCACCAAGGCAGCCAGUCCUGCCUACUCACUCACCCGCAGGCCCAGUGAAGCACCUCUUCAGGAUACCAGCCCAGGGCCUAUCUACUUUUUGGAUCCAAAAGUCACCCGGUUUGGCCGCAGCUGUCCUCCUGCCUACUCCAUGCAAGGCCGGGGCAAGCCUCAUGGUCUGGAAGUGACACCAGGUCCUGGGACCUACAGCCCAGAGAAGGUGCACCCUGUGCGCCAGCGGAACCCGCCAGCUUUCACCCUGGGCUCCCGCUUCCGCCUGAAGUCCCUGGACACCUCCGCUCGCCCCAAUGCCUACACCAUGCCGUCCCUCUGGGGCUCACAGAUCUUUGUCAAGCCCAGCAGCCCCAGCUACACGGUGGUGGGCCGCACACCCCCUGCACGUCCCUUACAGGAUCCUGCAGAGAUGCCAGGACCUGGCCAGUACGACAGCACAGACCCCAAUACCUACCGGCAGCGUCGGCCAGCUUUCACCAUGCUGGGGCGGCCCCGUGCCCCAAGGCCCCUGGAGGAGACACCUGGCCCUGGUACCCACAACCCUGAGCAUGUUACCGUAAACAGGGCCAGGGCCCCAGCAUACACCAUGGGCAUUCGCCACUCAAAGCGGGCGGCCACCAUGGCUGCAGACACCACACCCUAA
Molecule: messenger RNA, 831 nt
Organism: Castor canadensis (American beaver)
Lineage: Eukaryota; Metazoa; Chordata; Mammalia; Rodentia; Castoridae
Source: RefSeq, a predicted model, not a curated record